UAUAUUCUAUAAGCACCAUAGAGCUGUUAUGGUCCAGGGUCUGCGUGCUUGUCGGUGAGCCCCUCCCUCCCUGCGGAGCCGCUGUUGUUGUCCUCCAGCCCAUGUGAACCGGGCGGGGGUCGAGUCGUGUGUUCAGACCGCAGUCAGACGCAGACAGCUGCUGGUGAGCCUGCGGUGUAUUUAAAGCUCCGGGGAAAGCGGAAGUCUGGCCCCUGGUGUGUGUGUGUGUGUGUGUGUGUGUGUAAUCAGCUGAGCGCUGCUAGCUGCUAGCUGCUAGCACCGGGCUCGCCGCUCGUCUCGUCCGCCCGCUGGCUUCACUGCACUUUGUCUCGAAUGCACUCGGCUGAAGGCGAGGCGAGGGGGAGAAUGCGAGGAGGACACUGGGUGAUGUCUGCUGUGCUGGAACACUGCUGAGCGACAGGACGACACGGGAAACGAACCCUUCCCAGCCUGUGGGAGAGCAGAGUCGGUGCUGUCUGCUCCCUCUCUUUUCCCUCCACUGUGACAGUCGCUUCCAUCCGGACAGCCAGUGUCCGGACAUCGUAACCAUGACGACAGGUGGGUGUUGCCACCUGCCCGGCUCUCUGUGUGACUGCGCCAGCAGCACGGGUCUGUGGAAAAGCGUGGAGGAGGCGGGUGGGGACGGGUGUCAGGCGCUCUAUGUCACCCAGGUGACAGCCAUCGAUGGACGCCUGCUGUCCUCUGUGCUCAAACCCAUGGGCACACAGAGCGACGGCCCCAUAUGUCGUAUUUGCCAUGAAGGAGGCAACAGUGAGAGCCUCCUGUCCCCCUGUGACUGCACCGGCACCCUGGGGGCGGUGCACAAGAGCUGCCUGGAGAAGUGGCUGUCGUCUUCCAACACCAGCUACUGUGAGCUCUGCCACACGGAGUUUAGUAUCGAGCGCCGGCCACGGCCGCUCACAGAGGUAACAAAGUGGCUGCGGGACCCCGGCCCUCGCAACGAGAAGAGGACCCUGUUCUGUGACAUGGUGUGCUUCCUGUUCAUCACGCCCCUGGCAGCCAUUUCAGGCUGGCUGUGCCUGAGGGGCGCUCAGGACCAUCUUCAGCUGGGGAGCUGGCUGCAGGCUGUGGGCCUCAUAGCCCUCACCAUCGCCCUCUUCACCAUCUACGUUCUCUGGACCCUGGUGUCGUUCCGCUACCACUGUCAGCUGUACUCCGAGUGGAGAAGAACGAAUCAGAAAGUACGUCUGCUCUUACCUGACGCGAAGGAGCCUAACUCUUCCCAGCAUUCUUUGCUCUCUACUAAACUGAUGAAGAAGCCUGCCAAUGAGAGCAUAGUAUGAGACCAAACGGGAUUGGUCAAUGGUUAUGUGUGUGUGUGUUGGGGGGCUGAUUCCCUUUUUUAUUGUUGCUUUCCACAUUUUUUUUUCAUCGCCCCAUCUGUACCUAUUUUCUCACCUCACAUUUUUCAAAAAUGUGUCCCUGUGUGGGUGCAGAACUGAGCACAUUCACACUGGCUGUUGACAAAGCUUAUGCAAAGACACUGAAGAAUGGAACAGCACGGCAAAGUGAGCAGAAACAUGGCUAGUGGAAGAUGUGAUCCUAACAAGUACGGGAUGGACUGAACCAACUUGUUUAGGACUGUCAUUUGUUCUGAUGGUUGUUGUGCUUGAUCUCAACAACCCACUGAUGGUUCACAGACGACUGCAGAAAUUCCCACCCUCCAGAUUCAAGUCAUAUCUGGGCUUCUUUACUUAGGUCUUGUGUUCUCUGCACAGCGUUGGCCACUGAGGAACUAUUCAAGCAGUUUGAAGCAAGGCUUAGAUCUUUGAUUUAUUCACAUUCGAUGCCAGUUUGUUGUCAGAGAUCAAACUUUUUAAGUUGAGCAGAAGUCUCCUGGACAUCUGUCGGUGUUUCCUCUGCCUCUGCAGCAUAACAUUCGUAAAGCCAGAGAUUGUGCAAUAAAAACACUGGACAUUGAAGUCGUCACAGGACACGAACAGACCUCCAUCAACAUGCACAGUCAUGCAUGCGACCACUGUUAAUCAAUUUUUUUUUUUUACUGAUAAUGUAUUAUGACGUCAUUUUUUAAAACCACUAAAGAAUGAACAGAUUUACUAUUCCUACUGACGUAGGGUUUAACAGUGUCCUCGUAGAGGUUCUUGUAUUAUCAGCACUUAACAAGUAGGUCUUUAUAUUCAUAUAGAUUUGAGAGAAAACUCCCAUCAAAAUGGCUUUUAGAGGAACAUUCUUCAUGAGCAUUGUUCGGUGGCUGGUGCAAUGUAUGGACACAUGGUUUUUGAUGGCUUGUUGAAGAACUUCACUGUUUUGUUUUUAUAGCAACAAGUAUUUCUACAUGUGUAUGUUUCAUGUUACCAUGUUCACAACAAUCAGGGAACGUCUUGCAGGCUUUUACCAUUGUCAGGUCAUGGUCGAACAUUUUUGGUGCUUCUACCAGUCUGACAUGAAAUUAACUCACCAACAAUGACUCUUGGUGGACACAUUAUGCAAACAUCACUGAGGCCAAAUCUGACUACUUUUGUGGUUUCUUCGAAGCAGGCCACCAGAUGCUCACAUGCUCGUCUAAGUCCUUUUGAUGGAUGUUGUCUUUUUGGGUGGGUUGACAACUUUCCCUUGUUACUUUGUGAUGUUACUGACCAGAACCAGCUUGUACCGACUGUGUUUGGGAAAGCAGAGAGAGAGUUCACUUCCCUCUUGUACAUAGUUUGGUGCAGUUUAUGUCGCUUAUAGUGGCUGAUGAUAGACCAGCCAGAGAUGAUCUUCUCUGCUCUUGUUUCUAGAUUUCCGUGUGACAAUGUGGUCCACUUUUCAACAGGGUUUUUUCCUUCAUUCCAUUUUAAUUGGGUGAUGCGGAGACGGUUAAUUGCCAGUUGAACACACUGUGAAUCUUCGACAGGGUGAGAAGCUUGAAGAUGAGAACCACAGUGACAUUUGAAGAACCAUGUUUAACUGACAUGACUCGUGUACCCGUUGGAGGCCAUAGAUGCAAACACAUUGGCUUUCAGAACACGUCAUUAUCCUCUAAGGGGACGUGCAGGUGUUAAGCCUAGAGUUCAGUAUUAUUGUGCUAAUCUUUUUGUUUUGCUUCAUUAAUAGCUGUGCAAUUCUUUUGGAUGCAAUUUAAAAUAUAUAUAUAUAUAUAUAUAUAUAUAUAUAUAUAUAUACACACACACCUUGGGUGUACUACAAAGGUGGCAUUUAGCCCAAUAGUGGAGUUGCAGACGUAGCUUCGGCACUUUGUCUUAUUAUUGUUUCAAUCAACAUACUUUGAUCAUGCUUUUCCUUCAUUUUCUAUAUUUGUAGGCCCAAAAGUCCAGUGGUCUGGAUUUUUUGCACACUUGCGUUGAUAAUACCUUUUUUAUUUAAAAUAUAUAUAUAUAUAUUUAUAUAUAUAUGUACUUAACAACAAUCAGGCUUGAACAAUGUGUUUAAACUUAAACUGGUGUGUGUUCGUGUGGCAGUGUCACAAAGAUGCAGAUGCGCUCUGCAGCGUCGCGUCCGCAUCACAAACAACACGUGGAAAGAGUCUGUUAUCAGGAGGAAACCCGGAGCAUGUCCGACACCUUUUCAAAACAAAUGUCGGUUUUAAUCCCCUUUCUCUUAAAUCCCCCCUGCUCUGUGUAGACUGUCAUACUGCAGAAAACUUGUAAUCUGGAAUGACAGUACAGGUUCCGUGGUUUUGUUGUGCGACAGCAGGCGACAUGUUUGGUGGGAAACUGAGACCACGUCUGUUUGUAUGCAGAUUAUCGGGCAUUAACCAGUGACCAGUGGCUAUUAUUGCCUUGCCCAGGCCACUUCACUGGACUAACGUUACCCAUCAUUUGGCUUAUUGUGGGAUGUCCCACAUUCUGCCCCAGUUAAUCUUCUGUUUGUGUUUUUAAUUGAUCAAGGAUUGUAUCCUGCAAUGCUGCGGCGCACCCGGGGGGCUCACCCGCCUUAUGAGUCAUUUGAUCCUCCAUGUGUUUACUGUUUGUCAUAAACAAGGCUUUACUCCAACCAUCGGGAUCUUAUCGGGGCUCUGGUUUCAAAGGGGCGCAGCAAUUCGAAAUGACUUGAAAACAAGAAAUUGAAUUCCAAAGUGAAUGCAGAUUUUGUUUUGUAUUGGAAAUAUGGGAAAUUAUGCAACACCACUUUCUUGUUUGGCUACCUGCCUGUCCCAAGUCCGAGUUGUCAGAGCUUCAUGAAACGGAUCCUCGUCUCUCCAAAGAGUUUCAUAACACAUUUACCAUAAUGUUGCAGUUACUUCAUAUAGAUUCAAACCCAGAAAGGGAUUUUAAAUCAUUGUUUUCCUUGUUUAUUACACCAACAUUUUGAUGUUACGUAUGUUUUUAUGUUAUGUAACAUUUUUGUAAUAUUUUAAUUCUACAUGUCUAUUUCCGGGGGUGGGUGUGUGUUAAUGUGUAUCAUUUGUUGCAGUUCAGUGGUCACACUUGCCAAUACUAAGAGGUUUGUGGUGUGCUGUGGAAAAAAGAAAGAUGACUUCACCAAAAUCCCGGUACCCGCAAUCAGCCAAGAAUUGUUUGCAAAGCAAAUUAAAAAAAUGUUGAUAAAUUA
This is a messenger RNA of Scophthalmus maximus (turbot), 4536 nucleotides long. RefSeq names its product membrane-associated ring finger (C3HC4) 2 (gene march2). Gene Ontology annotation, biological process: protein ubiquitination. The coding region runs from base 549 to 1304 and encodes 251 amino acids. The transcript is spliced from 5 exons. Gene Ontology annotation, molecular function: zinc ion binding; ubiquitin-protein transferase activity. The record is from RefSeq and is a predicted model, not a curated record. NCBI's taxonomy places the organism in Eukaryota, Metazoa, Chordata, Actinopteri, Pleuronectiformes, Scophthalmidae.